Emys orbicularis (European pond turtle) is the source of this 2457-nucleotide messenger RNA. It is a transcript of the gene CDCP1, whose product is annotated as CUB domain containing protein 1. The transcript has 8 exons. NCBI's taxonomy places the organism in Eukaryota, Metazoa, Chordata, Testudines, Emydidae. The record is from RefSeq and is a predicted model, not a curated record. Bases 187 to 2457 code for a protein of 756 amino acids.
UCUUUUGCAAUAUUCCUUCAUGCUGCGGACAACAUCACUGUGACAAUUAAACCUGGGUCUUCUGUUCCACAACUAAAAUACUGUAAAAUCUGUACAAGAAAAAUAUGCAAAUCUGAACUCAGGAUAACUACUGGGGUAAAAGAAGAUUUUACUUUCCAGUGUACAACACCAGAGAAAUAUUUAGUCAUGGAAAUCCAGAAGAACAUCGAUUGUAUGUCAGGCCCGUGCCCCUUUGGAGACGUUCAUCUUCAGCCAUCCGCACUGCCUCGCCUUAACAGGACCUACAUCUGGGAUGUGAAAGCCAAUAAGAAGGUUGGACUUGAACUGAAAUUUUCUACACCAUGGUUAAGGCAGAUUGGGCCCACAGACACUUGUCCAGAUUUAAUCACUUACAGUAUCAGCAGCUGUAUUGAUACUACCAGAGUCAGCAUUGGAACCUUCUGCAGAAAUGGCUCAGUGUCUCGGGUCAAGGUGCAGGGGGGAGUUGUCAUGGCUUUACAGCUCCCAUGGAAUUCAGAUCUCACCACCUCUGGCUUUAACAUAGCAAACAGAUCUUCCAUAAAAAGGUUGUGUAUUAUUGAAUCUACUUUUAAAGGAGAGACGUCAGCAACCCUAAUGUCUGCCAACUACCCACUGGGAUUCCCAGAAGAUGAGCUCAUGACAUGGCAGUUUGUUGUUCCUUCUAACCUUAGAUCCAGUGUCAUCUUCCGCAACUAUAGCCUUUCCAACUGUGAAAGGAAAGAGGAAAGGGUGGAGUAUUACUUACCUGCAUUGUACAGUAGCCCUGAGGUUUUGAAACUGAGUGACAAACAACCUGCCAAUAUUCCUGGCAAUUUCAACUUGUCCCUGCAGGGCUGCGAUCAUGAUGAUCAGAACCCUGGGAUCCUCAGUCUGCUUUUUCAGAUUGUAGUUCAACAUCCUCAAAAUGAAGAGAAUGUAACAUACUUGAUUGACUUACGCAGAGAGAGGGACAUAAGUAUAACCAUACAGCCAAAAUCACCACACAGUGGGCAUCCGUUGCCGUUUGAGCCAGAAUGUUUGAUCUGUAAAGAUCCUAGAACCUGUGAACGUAAUGUAACUUUAACAUCAGGCACCAUGUACGGGAUUUUCUUCCUGUGUUAUGAUUUGGAGCAUCUGAGCAUCACAGCUGAAAAAACCAUAGCCUGUUGGGAUCUCAGAUACUGCCAAAAGAAGAUCUAUGACCUCACUGUGCCCAGAGCUAUUUCCCAGCUCCCAGUUCGGCUGGAUAAGUUUACUUGGAAGCUAUUGGCUCCAGAAGAGAUCAAUGUGGAAAUAAUUUCUCCGUCCUUGAAGCUACAACAACACAUCCAAGAGCAGAGGUGCAAUAAAAGUUACAGCUACGGCAUUGUCAGCACCGCCAAGGGAAAGGAGUUAAACCUAGGUAGAUUCUGUCCUGGUGGAUCCAUUGAAAAGAUUCAGAUGAGAGACAAUAUCACCAUAUCCCUAAAAACAUUUGGCAGAGGAUUUCUCAAUGAUUCUCUUAAUCAGGAUCUGAAAAUGUCUUUUGUGCCAUUUAUUAAAGAGGAAUGUAUCUUCACUGUGACCCCAGACCCAAAAGCUCAAGUUUACCUACAGACCCCUAACUGGUUCGAGGGUUUGCCUCCUUAUGUCUCCGUGUCCUGGAACAUCACAGUCCCCAGUAAGCAAGUUGCUCGCUUAGCAUUCUUGAAGGAGCGGAUGGACAUUACUUGUGAAACAGGGCGUGCCUAUGUCAACAUAAAGGAACAGAAACCAAAGGCUGAAGAAACUGUGCGCCGUGAAGAUGAGCUGCUUCCUGAGCCCCUGCAUAUGUAUCACCACUUCUGGGUAAACAUCUCUAACUGUAACCCAGUGAAUAAGAAACAGCUGAGCCUGCAGUUCUGGGUGACAUUUGUCUCACAAAAGACAGAUCUGUCAGUGAUAAUUGCUGUGGUAGUUGGUGUGGCUGGAGCGCUGUCAAUUAUCGGAAUCAUCAUAUGCUGCACUAGGAAGAAGAAGAAGGAAAGCCAGAAUCCUGGAGUGGGUACAUACAAUGCCAACAUCAAUACCCAUAUGCCUGGAAGACAGGGCUUAUUCAAAAAGAGGAGGCAGGACAAUGACUCCCAUGUCUAUGCAGUCAUUGAUGAUGCCAUGGUCUAUGGAGAUUUGCUGAAGGAAUCCAAUGGAUCAGUCAAUCCAGAGGUAGAUGUGUACCGGCCUUUUGAUGGGCCUGUGGGUGACACACCACCUACUCCACCUCCCAUCUCUUUCAAGAGAACCACUAAAAUAUCAAACUCCGAGGAACUCCCGUUCUGCCCAGAGAGGGACAGUGAGCCAUACACUUUUGCACAUCACAAACCAGAGGAGACCAAGAGCAACGGAGACACAAGUGUGAACAGUACUGGAGAUGUGGGCAUGUCCUUGUUGGAAAGUAAGGAACAAGAAGGUUUGGUGGAAGAACUUAUGCCAAAGGAAUGA